UCGUGCGGUUGCGUCGAGUGAUGUAACAUUGAUUUCCGAUAUGCAACAAUGUUAACAAUGUUUCCAACUUUCGGGUAAUGCAUUUAGUAAAAAGAGAUUAUGAGAAAUUCAUCGUGUAGCAAUCAAUUUCGUUCAAAAUUUGAUUGCAAUUACAUUUUAAAACGUAUCUUAAAUAAUGUAUAAUGUAGAACGUAAGUUGGCACGCUUGAUUUUGAUGAGACCGUUUGAAAGAGAGAUUGCAGUGCGGGGAAAGGCUUAUCGUGGAGUUAGUACCAUAUAACGGUGUUUCAAAUUUCAAUUUAAUCAGAUACUGGGUGUUAAUACGACACGUGAUAAUUGAAAAGGGCUUUGUAUUCAUCUACAAAAAUGUUUCGUUCGAAGAAGGACGUCGACCGACACGUGAAAAACAUUUUUAUCAAGCUCAAAAAUUCAGAGGAGAAACAUCUACGAUGCUACAACAUAGCCAAGCUAUACUAUCAAGUUGGAGAUUAUGAAUCCGCUAAGAAAUAUGUUUCUAAUUAUUUGGAAAUAAGGGACAAAUGUGCUAGGGCUUAUAAAUUAUUAGGUCAGACCCUCGAAGCUUUGGGGCAAAAGGAAGCGGCUUUCAUGCAAUAUAAAACAUCUCUUGAGUUAGAACCACAGCAAGAUGAUCUUGUUUUAAAAGUUUGUGAACUUUUGACUGAUGUGGAUGUUAAUAUUGAUGUGAAUAGAAUUAAGUAUUGGGUGGAUAGAGCUGAUAAAAAGUUUCCACAUAAUCCAAUAGUUUUUGAAUUAAAGGAGAAAAUGUUAACUUUGGAGAAACCAAGUGGCAACAGUGAAGAUUUGGAGAAGCUCAUUACCUCUGAAUUGUCAGUACGACAAACAGAUGUACAUUUACAAGUCAAAUUAUUGAAACAUUACCUAGGAAAUCAUAGGCUUGAAGAUGCAUAUAAUCAUGCUGCCAAAAUAGAAUCAAUGCACAGUCACAGGAACAGUGUUGUUUGGUAUCAGUCAUUAAGUGAAUUACUUAUGAAGUGCAAACAGAGCAAAAAAUUAGAUUGGGCAUUUUGGAUAUUCUAUAUUAACGUAUUAGAAAGAUACGCAGCUCUUUGUUUGAAAGAACAAGGCAAUCUUGUUAAGAAAAGUAUAUCAGAUGCUACACAAGCAGUAUUCAACUUUGACCAAUGUUUAACAGAGUUUAAAUCAGCAAGUUUUUCUAAUCAUCCAGUUUUCGUAGAGAAUAUGUUAUUACACAUGUGGGGGCAAUUACAUUUUCAUUUGGCUUGUUUAUUUUUACGGAAAACCAAGGGAGGAGAGGACAGUUGGUCUGAAGCUGGACGUUUAUGUGCACCUCUUUUAUUAACUGCAUUACACGUAACACCCAUAGAUCCUACAGCAGUGUGGAAUAUGCAUUUGAAGGAUCGUUUAAAGGACCAAGUACACGUCUGGUACAGAGAAGGAUCUUACAGAUGCAGUCAAGUGGGACACGUAUUACAGGAUUUCGCUCGAGAUAAUACGAAAAAGCUGCUUGAUAAAAUCGAUAAGUUUUGCACGAAUAUGUGGCGCGAACGAGUUUAUCAGAGAAUUUUUAUUGGCAGACUAUACCAGGACGGUAAAAUGACAUCAUAUUUUGCAAAAAGUUCUCUUCCAAACCCACCGUUGCGCUUAUGUUCCGACAGUGAGCUGAAACGAUUCGAUAAAAUUUCGGAAGAAGUUUGGCCAGAUUCGCUGCACCAUCAGAUCUGGCUUGGUUUGAGAUCUCGGCCUUACAGUUCACAGAACAAAGGCAACGGACCUCUGCCGAAUCAAACAUCUCGUGUGUUCUGUGAUCUACAGUUUUCUGUCUUCAACCUGAACCAGGCAUCGCCAGAUAGUUUAAGUCGCUUGGACAUUGACGCCUUUUUAAACGCAGCCAUUUUCUGCGCCUCUGCGGUGAUGGAAGAACAGCAAUUAAGCGGUUUCUUGAAUCCAGAAAAAUUACCUACCUUGCCAGCAGAUCUCACGAACACUCUCUGCAGUUGCGCUCAGGAGAAAUGGUGGUCGGCAGCUUACAAAGUAUACUCGAUGGACAAACAGAAACCAUUGGAAGACGACCUCGGAGACAUAAGAUUAGAACUGCAGCGGGGUUUGGAAGUAGUUCGCUGUAUUGGAAACCACGGGCUGCACCCAGCUCUUCUGGUUCAUUUGGCACGGAUAUUUCUUUAUAGAGUGGAAACCUUGAAGGAAACUAAUCAAGAAAACAGCGAGAUACCAAGCUUGGAGGCUCGUUCGGAAAUGUACUGGUCAACUGCGAUGCCGCUUUUAGAAAGACUGCAAAACAACCAGGUUCUGCGCGUUACGAACUCAAAAUUCUUCAGUUACCAAGGGAAGGAUUUGAACAACGCUGAACUAGUGAAGGCUUUGGAAGAGGGUAAACUGCGUUUGGCACAGCGUUUCGUGCGGGAUAAACAAUAUGAGAAAGCGAUCGAUGCGUUGCAAGCACUGAUAUGUCCGGAGGCCUCGUUUCAGCAAGGUCAAAUGUAUGAAAUGCUCGCAGACGAGAUUGUUAACUCCAUGCCCAAGGAGAGCUUAACGUCGGAAAUCAGGUCACAGCACAUCAUCAUGCUCUCAAAAGCUAGGGAAUGCUUUUAUCUAACAUUGGAUAGAUUACGUAGUCCAGGAAUGAACACGAAACAUCCUUUGAAUUUGGAACUUUUUGCUCAUGUAACGGACAUAGAAAACAAACUAAAGAGAAUCGAUCCAGACCUGGCUCGGGGCGAUUUGAGCAGAAACGAGUGCGAUGGGAUGUCGGACGACAGUUAUUCUUCUGCGCACAGUGGUUUGGAGCAUCAAGUGUCAGUGAAUCCGACGCUUCCAACGUUCACAGGACUCAGCGCGUCCGUGAACAUGGUUAGCACGCCACAAAAGAAUCCUCAUCGCACCCCUAAACAGUCUAGCACUCCUUAUAGGCCACAACACCAAGAUAUAUUGGACUUAUCACGGAAUCGUACAGAGGCACGUCCGAGCCCCGAGCGUCUUGAUGCUCAGAUCCGAGCAAUCAAUCAGAUGAUCCACGCAAAAGAUAGCAUGAUACAGUCAAUAACGGAGCAGAACAAGACCAUACUGGAGUUGAACAAGGCUAUGAUGGAGAAGCUCGAGGAACUGACGAAAGAGGUAGCGGACUUGCGGAAGGAUAUUCAGCAGCAGCGAAUUCAGCCGAUGAACUUGAAUCCGAAUUUAGAAGAAGACUUAUGUGGGUUAAGUGAAGAAGACUUCAAUGAACUGAAUUAUAACGCGAAUACGUCGGGCCAUGUGUCAUCAAUAUCAGGAAACAUGUUCCAGUCAUCGCAUAGGAACCCGUACUCGCAACUUAUCUAUCCUUCUGCGGCUACGGCUACCGCUUUUCAAGGCUAUUUCCCAGGAGGCAUGUCGUUUAGUGACCCGAACGCAGCUUCUUUCUGCACAAACAUCUAUCCUAUGCCAGUGUUGUACCCCAAUACCAGGACGAAAAUGCCAGAGAACAUUCUUCAGCAAGGCUUGUUCCCACCUGGGUUGCCGGCGCAAAUUCCGGACUUGAUGACACCGACAAACCAACCGAUACAAAUCUCUCUUCAGAAGGUCGAGACGCCGAAAUCCGAGACCACAAUAAAGGAUGCUCCUGUCAACAAAGCACCGCCUGUUAACGUUGUUAUUACCACUUCAGAUACUUUGCCAACCACGGUGCCGGUGGUCCAGCCUACACUUAGCGUAACAAUUCCUCCACAUUUCAGACAAGGAAGCACAACCACGCUGGCCACCACGGAACAGUCCGUUGCUCCUCAUUGUUACCAGAUAUCCAUGCCUUCUCAAGCGACCGUGUUGACCACUGUAAACUUACCACCUUUAUCGACGACUCUCACAACCACACCCGCCAAUAUUACCAUGCCUACGACAUCAAAGGCCACCGAAAAUGCUAACAUCUGCUCGACCGGUUCACCGAACAUUUCUGAUCAGGAGCCGGAGCACGAACACGACCCGAUACCGGAUUUCGUUCCUGUCAUACCACUACCCGCGGAGGUCAAAGUUACCACUGGAGAAGAGGGUCAGGAAGUCUUGUUCUGUGCCAGAGCGAAGCUCUUCCGAUUCGUUGAUAACGAGUGGAAGGAACGUGGUAUUGGUAACGUUAAGUUGCUCAGGAACAAUGAAGGCAAAGUUCGGCUACUUAUGCGUAGAGAACAGGUGCUGAAGGUGUGCGCUAAUCACUACCUAGCGCCUGAUAUGCAACUGACGGCGAAAGCUAACAAUGAGAAGGCAUGGUUCUGGGCGGCGCAUGACUUUGCGGACGGUGAACUCAAAUUUGAGAAGUUCUGCAUCAGGUUCAAAACGGUGGACGAAGGUCUAUCCUUCAAAGAACACUUCGAGAAGGCCAAGGCAGGUCUUUCCCAGAUCUUUGACAAAUCUGUUGAGAACGAGGCAACUAGUGAAGCAGAUACUGUGCCGAAUAACGUUGAGAAAAAAGAGAUCGUGGAACCAAAAGUAGCAGUACAGAUCAGUCAGAAGCAGCCAGCGACUACAGUAUCGGAAGUUACUUCAACGACUACACUCGUGGGCGGUUUUUCAUUCAUAUCACCACCAAUCAUUCAGAAAGUAGCCAGCCCUGUGGAACAAGUGAAGGCACCCAGCAAGCCUGAGCCUUUCGCAGGAUUCGUCUUCAGUAAAACAGGGACAACUACAGAGACUACUGCAGCAACACAACCAUCUACUUUCUCGUUUGUGAAGGCUACAACACCUUCUAAAUCAGAAACUACAACUACACCAAUCGCUGUAACUGAUACUGCAACGAACUCAUCUCAGUCAACUCUCAGAAGGCCACAUGGGUCAUUGGCAACUAUGACCAAGCUGGUGGGAGUUAAAAGUUCGGACGCAAAGAUAGACCAAGAAGAAGUUCUAUUCGAAGCUAAAGUAUGUCUUCAGUGUUACAAUAAUGAGAGUAAACAAUGGGAUCAAAGAGGCACAGGACUGCUGAAGACCUUGUGGAGCACGAAGACUGGUAAGAUUCGAUUACUGAUGAUCGAUGAUGAUACUUCGAAGGUCUGCUAUAACUACAAAGUUCAAGCAAAGACGCCGUUCACGUUAAACACUACCAGUAACGCCAUCGUCAGUUGGACCAUUCAUCAUGGAUCUGAAAACAAAGCAACUACAUUCGCGGCCACGUUUAAGAUGUCUACACGAGCUCCUUUAUUCUAUAGCAUGAUUGUGGAGAAACAACAGAAAAUGGUGAAGGACAGCAUCUCUACGUUCACGAAGCAGGAGGCCACUGAAAAAACGGCUAAUAAAAAUCAGUCCUCGUUAUCUGAAAUGUUCAGACCACCUAUAGGAUCCUGGGAGUGCCAAGAUUGUUACAUGUUGAACGGAGCAUUUAAUAGCGCGUGUUUAGCUUGCAAGGCACCCCGUCCUUCAGCAACCACUAAUCAAGCUGUUCCAGCUACAACUACUGCAAACCAGGUGCCUCUUUCAGAGAUGUUCAAGCCACCUACUGGUUCAUGGGAAUGCAAGGACUGUUACACGAGGAACGACUCAUCCAGCGACGAAUGUGUCGCUUGCAAGUCCACUAAACCUUCUGCAGUCAUCAAGCAAACCACCCCAGUUGUAGUCAGCUCCAAUCAAACACCAUUGUCGGUGAUGUUCAAGCUGCCUGCAGACUCAUGGAAGUGUAAAACUUGCGAGGUCGUGAACACGUCUGGCAACAAUUAUUGCGUUGCUUGCGACACACCAAAGGAUCCAUCGAUUCCACCGAAGCCGAAAACAGAUGGUUUCAUAAUAAGCUCCUCUAUCACCAGCGUCACACCCACGUUCACUUUCGGCAUCUCGCAAGACACCAACAAGGACACUAGCGGUUUCAGUUUUCGAUUACCCGCCUCCAACGAUCCAGAUGUAAAGUCUUCGGAAUCAGAAGCUAAAAUCGACACGUCCGGCGCGAAGUUUGUAUUCGGGAUGUCUCAAGCGUGCAGUACACCCUCGAACAAGGACACUCCGUUCACAUUCGGCUCGCCCGGAAUGUCUUUCGGCUUCAACUUCGUGGCAAAAUCCCCGUCCAAGGCUGUCACAGACGGCGACAAUAGUGAAGAGGAGGUGGUCGAAAGCGACGAUAUCCACUUCUUGCCGAUAAUCCCGAUGCCGGAUAAAAUCGAAGUGAAAACUGGUGAGGAGGAUGAAGACGUCCUCUAUUGUCAUAGGGCGAAGUUGUUUAGGCACGACAAGUCGGAGAACGAGUGGAAAGAGCGAGGUAUAGGAGACAUCAAACUGCUGCGGCAUAAGGAGACCGGUAAACUGAGGCUGGUUAUGAGAAGAGAACAGAUUCUGAAACUCUGCUUGAACCACUUUGUGUUACCCAAUCUGGAGUUCAAGCCGAAGGACGAGAAGACUUGGAUGUGGAUUGCAGCUGAUUACAGCGAAGGAGAAAUCGAGCACACGUUGUUUGCUUGUCGUUUUAAAACUCCGGAUAUUGCAAAGAAUUUCAAAAAUACAGUUGAGGACGCAUUGGCUUGGAAAGAUGUUCCAACGAUUGAGCAAAAACUCGAGGUUACUUCAGAUCCUAAAGAAGGCCAAGAGAUAGAAAUUGUCUAUGAGAUGAAAGUAACAGAUGAAGAUAGAGAAGCUGCGUUGAAAUUACAGCUUCCGGAAAAUUUCUAUGCAUACAAACGUAAUCCCGAUUGUUCUGGAUGCAGGGGUUGUAAAGAACCUCCAGUACCCUUGUUCGACGUUGCAGUUACCGGGAAAGAAUCAUCAAAGACAAUCACUAAGAGUGAGAAUUCUUCAACUAUAGCAACAACGACUGCUAGUUCUAAUAUCACAACUUCUCAGACUCUCGUUCCCACCACAACUGCGCAAAAUACAACAUCGUCCGUCUUCAUGACUGGAUUGUACGGUACAAGUACACCACUGUUCUCAAUGAAUUCACAGCUUCCAUUUGGUAGUGGUAACUCUACUACUUCCAGCGACAAAAAGGCUAGCUUUUCGUUUGGAUUAUCACAGAAUCAAACCAGUGAAAUACAGAAACCUGAAGGCGAUAAGCAAAAUGUUCCCGGAAUUGAUAACUUGAAUAUUUGCAGUCCAACCAGCUCUCAGGCUACAUCUGAAGCUCCGUCUUCAUUCACUACAGCUGGGACCAUCUUUGGUACAUCUAAAAUAGAUAAUAUCUUUGGCAUGAGCACGGGGAAAAACAUGUUUGGUGGGUCGUCGAAGAAGGAGUCUGGACUCAUCAAGCCUAGCACCUUUAACGUUAGCUCAGAUAGGAUAGAAUCGGUAUUUUCAAACAGUUUCACCUCUCAGGCGAAACCUACGAACGCCUCUGCAACCCCUGUAUUUGGAGCUAUGCCGAUGUUUACUAAAACUGGAUCAGAGAUGACUACCAGUACCAGUACACCUUUGUUUGGAGAGUCCACAACUGCUACAAAUGUAUUUGGAUCAACUGCUAAGCCAACUAACUCUGUAUUCGGGGGCUCGUCCACUUCGUUUUCAUUUGACUUGAAUUUCGGCUCUACCGAGUCACCAUUAGAAGUCACCAAUUCUGCUACCACCAACAUCUUCGACACAAAAGUCACAUCGUCGGAGAAUGAGCCUCACGACGGCGGCGGUGUUAGCUUCUUCACAUCAUCUAAGGCGUCCUUUUCAGACUUAGCAGCGUAUGCUUCUGAACAAGCGUUUAAGAAAGCAGAUCCGAACUUCUCUUUCGCUGGUGCCGGAGCAACUGUGUUUGGUUCCAAAUCUACAAACAAAUCUGAAAAGGCGAAGGAGACAAAGGAUGAAAGGAAACUUGAGAAUGAGGAGGAAGAAGAUGAUGAAAAUGACAACGAGCAAGAACACGAUCCUCACUUUGAGCCUAUUGUGCCGUUGCCUGAUGUUAUUGAGGUGCGCACCGGAGAAGAAGAUGAGGAAAAAGUGUUUUGCGAAAGAGCAAAAUUAUUCCGAUAUGACAAUACAACACAUGAAUGGAAAGAAAGGGGUGUUGGAGAGAUGAAAAUCUUGCACCACGCAACACGCAGGACUUAUAGAUUAUUAUUACGCAGAGAACAAGUUCACAAAGUAGUAUGCAAUUUCCUACUCACACCGGACAUCAACUUCACCAAAUUGAAAACGUCAGACCGUGCCUGGGUGUGGGGGGGAAUGAAUUAUGCAGAGGAGACAGCAUGUGCAGAACAGUUAGCAGUUAAAUUUAACAAUACCGAACUGGCUACAAAGUUCAAGGACAAAAUCGACAAAAUCCAACAAACGCUAACUGAAAUCCGUGAAAAGGCUGCAGAAGAAGAUGGUCCACUGAUCGAGGAACCAGAUGAUGAAGAAAAUGAAGAAUUAGAUGACAUAGAGGAAGUGGAAGAGGAGGAAGACGACGAAGAGAACGAAGACCAGAAUGUAGUAAUCUUUAUGCAGAAAGCUACCUUCUUUAAGUUAACAAACAGAGAUACUGAAUGGGAGGAUUUAGGUGCAGGGAAUAUAUUUCUUUCUUAUAAUCCUAAUGAUAUGACUGGAAGAAUAAUAUUAAAAGCCGACGAGACUGAUGAAAUUGUCAGCAAUACGACUCUCACUGCAAAAACUCAGAUGAAGGUACAUGGUAAAGAAUGCAUUUGGACCUCAGACCCACUCGAAAGAUACGCUGUGAAAGCAGUGUUUCUAACGAUUUGGGACUCUGCAGAAAUGUACAAAUCUUUUUCAUACUAUUUAAGUCUAUUAUAUAAAUAAUCUGCAACUGGGUGCAGAAUCCGCAAAACAAAGUCGGCAUCAUCGAACCAUUCGACAGAGUAAAGAUUCCUUGUAAGAUUUCUUGUAAUAAAGCGUAUGUAUCUCUUGUAUACGUAAAAUAUUUGAUUUUAGUUUAAAUUCGAUUAAUAAAUGUUGGAUUUUUUUCGAUUUCAUCCGCUAUUGCGGAUGUACUUAAGUAAUUAAUGGUCGUACAAACUAUUUAAGAAUUUACGAAUGGAAAACAAACGAAUUUUGUAUUGACUCAGAUGCGUUUUACUCCUAAGAUUUACGUAAUAAUAGGUGAAAACAUUGAUGAAAUAAAUUAACUUGUGCCAAACGUGCCGGUCUUUUAUUAGUUUAUGAAAUAGUUUUGAUAACAAGAUAUGACGUUUUGAUUUUUCGUUUAGUUAUGAACAUUUUAUUUAGUUUUUAAAAAUGAAAUAAGUUUUGUUAUAAUUGUUGAGCGGACUCCGUAAUAAAGAAGACUUUGAAGAGAAGACAUCGCGGAUGCUUAGAUAGCUCAACAAUACUGAAUACUGAGCGAUCAACCUGUGAUAAAAACCUAGUAAUUCAAGGAUAUGUGGAAGACAUUUACAUAUGAUUAUAUAGUACAUUUAUAUAUCAUAACGUUGUGAAUGUAUAAUUAUAUAGAUAAUAAGUAAUCUUUAAGUUAUGAUUUUAUUUUUUGUAUUGUUUAAUUUCUGAUAUUUCCAAAAUAGGAGACGUAUUAUAUGCGUUACACAAAAAUAAACUAUGUUUCAUCCAAAAAAAGUAAAUAAAGGACUUUAUUCAAUAA
Molecule: messenger RNA, 9472 nt
Organism: Megalopta genalis
Lineage: Eukaryota; Metazoa; Arthropoda; Insecta; Hymenoptera; Halictidae
Product: E3 SUMO-protein ligase RanBP2
Biological process (GO): intracellular transport
Cellular component (GO): nuclear pore; cytoplasm
Molecular function (GO): protein binding; GTPase activator activity
Source: RefSeq, a predicted model, not a curated record